Molecule: messenger RNA, 5264 nt
Organism: Myripristis murdjan (pinecone soldierfish)
Lineage: Eukaryota; Metazoa; Chordata; Actinopteri; Holocentriformes; Holocentridae
Gene: nedd4l
Product: NEDD4 like E3 ubiquitin protein ligase
Exons: 32
Coding region: 272-3304 (1010 amino acids)
Biological process (GO): protein ubiquitination; regulation of dendrite morphogenesis; ubiquitin-dependent protein catabolic process
Cellular component (GO): cytoplasm
Molecular function (GO): sodium channel inhibitor activity; ubiquitin protein ligase activity; protein binding
Source: RefSeq, a predicted model, not a curated record
GGGGAUAAGCUCGGAGUUGACAAAAGCGAGCUGCCUCGGAACAUUUUAUGCAUAGUUUUAAUUGCAAAGUUGUUGAGGUGACACACCACACUGGCGAGGAUUACAUUAUUUUGCAGGCCAAACCUCCUCGCCGCGCCUCGGAUUUGCUCUCACUGUGGAAUCACCAGCACCACACGGCAGAGGGAAAACGGGGACUUUAUUGUUCAAGGCUAGCUAGCUAGCUUUGCCAAGCGGCUUGUUUUUUGUGUGUGGAGUGUGGACGUCUGGCUAUAUGGCUACGAAUUUUGAACCGAUAUAUGGUCUUUCAGAAGAUGAGCAUGAAACGAGGGUGCUACGGGUUAAGGUCAUUGCAGGAAUCGACCUGGCGAAGAAGGACAUCAUUGGAGCCAGUGACCCUUAUGUCAAACUUUCCCUCUAUGUUGCGGAUGAAAACAGAGAGCUUGCCUUAGUCCAAACAAAAACCAUUAAAAAGACCCUCAAUCCCAAAUGGAAUGAGGAAUUCUACUUCAGAGUGUGUCCACAGAAUCACAGACUGCUCUUUGAGGUGUUUGAUGAAAACAGAUUGGCUGUCUCCAAGAAUGGGCUUUUCCAUCUCGGACAGACCAGAGAUGAUUUCCUGGGACAAGUUGAUGUGCCUCUCAGUCACUUGCCGACAGAGGAUCCUGCAAUGGAGCGGCCCUACACUUUUAAAGACUUCCUUUUGCGGCCCAGAAGUCACAAGUCCAGGGUGAAGGGCUACCUGCGCCUGAAGAUGGCCUAUCUGCCCAAACAAGGAGGACAGGAUGAAGAGGCCGGGGAGAUGAGAGAGGAGGCUGAGGGUUGGGAUGAUUCUGCAGACUCCGGCUCCCAGCGACCCCAGCAGCUGCUGCCCCCACUGCCCCCAGGUUGGGAAGAGAAGGUGGACAACCUGGGACGCACCUAUUACGUCAACCACAACAACCGCACUACACAGUGGAAACGGCCCUCCAACAUGGAUGUGAUUUCAGAGACAGAGAGUGACAGCCAUCAGCGGCAGAUCCAUCAGGAGGCGCAUCGUGUGUUUCGCUCAAGACGCCAUAUCAGUGAAGACCUUGAGAACGAGCACAUGGAGGCCAGGGACAUGGACAAUUCCUGGGAGCUAAUCACAGAAGAGGACCCGAACGACUGUUUGGCCCAGUCCUUGCCUGGCCCCUCCUCCAUCAUGACACCCAAGCACCCACAGACACCGAUCACUCAGGAGUUUUCUGAGGAUUUGAAUAUGAGGCUGUCACUUACGCCCGAAACCAAUGGAGAGAUGCCAGGGCCCAGCUCUGCUCUGACCCAGCUGUCGAACCGACUUCGCUCCUCCAGUAUGACUGAUGGCGUUAGUGAUCAGGCCCAAGCUCCUCCCCUGAUGCAGCCCAGUUCGCAGUCCAGAAGAAUGAGAGCUCAGACAGUCACAGGCGGUGAGGAGCCUAUGUCUCCCACGGCAACUGCUUACACCUUGACUACCCCUGGCCUGCCCCCGGGAUGGGAGGAGAGGAAGGAUGCCAAGGGACGAACUUAUUACGUCAACCAUAACAACCGCUCCACUACCUGGACUAGGCCUAUUGUGCAGCUGACUGAAGAUGGAGCCAGCACCUCAGCAGCAGCAUCAGGAGGGGCCUCGGCCAUGGCAGCCUCCUCCACCCCCUCCACCUCCUCCUCAGCCUCCAACAACCAUCUCCAUGAGCCCCAGGUCCGACGACCCCGUAGCCUCAGCUCCCCUACUGUCACCCUCUCUACCCCCUUGGAGGGAGCAAACAACAUCCAAGUGCGGAGGGCUGUGAAAGACACGUUUUCCAACCCCCAGUCUCCCCAGCCAUCCCCCUACAGCUCCCCCAAGUCUCAGCAUAAGCCCCAGCAGAGCUUCUUGCCCCCUGGCUGGGAGAUGAGGAUAGCCCCCAAUGGGCGACCCUUCUUCAUCGACCACAACAGUAGGACCACCACCUGGGAGGAUCCCCGGUUGAAGUAUCCAGUUCAUAUGAGGAAUAAGAACUCAAUGGAGCCUGGUGACCUUGGCCCUCUUCCUCCUGGAUGGGAGGAAAGAGUUCACACAGAUGGACGCACCUUCUACAUUGACCACAACACAAAGAACACCCAGUGGGAGGACCCCCGUCUGCAGAGUCCAGCUAUCACAGGACCUGCUGUCCCCUACUCCAGAGAGUUCAAACAGAAAUAUGACUACUUCAGGAAGAAAUUGAAGAAACCAGCGGACAUUCCCAACCGGUUUGAGAUGAAGCUACACAGGAACAACAUCUUCGAGGAGUCGUACCGUCGUAUCAUGUCCCUGAAGAGACCAGAUAUUCUGAAGGCACGGCUGUGGAUUGAGUUUGAGUCAGAGAAGGGAUUGGACUAUGGCGGUGUGGCCAGAGAGUGGUUCUUCCUUUUGUCCAAGGAGAUGUUCAAUCCUUACUAUGGGCUGUUCGAAUACUCUGCCACAGAUAACUACACUCUCCAGAUCAAUCCCAACUCUGGCCUGUGCAACGAAGACCACCUCUCCUACUUCAAGUUUAUUGGACGGGUUGCAGGAAUGGCCGUGUUUCACGGGAAACUGUUGGAUGGUUUUUUCAUUCGACCAUUCUACAAAAUGAUGCUGGGAAAACAGAUCUCUCUCAAAGACAUGGAGUCUGUGGACAGUGAGUACUACAACUCCCUCAAGUGGAUUCUGGAGAACGACCCCACUGAGCUGGACCUGCGGUUCUGUAUCGACGAGGACAACUUCGGACAGACCUACCAGGUGGACCUAAAACCAAGUGGCUCCGACAUGGUGGUCACCAACGACAACAAAAAGGAAUACAUCGACCUGGUAAUCCAGUGGAGGUUUGUCAAUCGGGUUCAGAAGCAGAUGAACGCCUUUUUGGAGGGCUUCACCGAGCUCAUUGUCAUUGAUCUGAUCAAGAUCUUCGAUGAAAACGAGCUGGAGCUGCUCAUGUGUGGUCUGGGUGACGUGGAUGUCAACGACUGGAGACAGCACACUGUUUAUAAGAACGGCUACUGUCCCAACCACCCUGUCAUCCAGUGGUUCUGGAAGGUGGUCCUGCUGAUGGACGCUGAGAAGAGAAUCCGUCUUCUUCAGUUUGUCACAGGAACGUCCAGAGUUCCCAUGAAUGGCUUUGCCGAGCUCUAUGGCUCCAACGGGCCUCAGCUGUUCACCAUCGAGCAGUGGGGAACGCCAGAUAAGUUGCCAAGAGCUCACACAUGUUUCAAUCGCCUGGAUCUGCCCACCUACGACUCAUUUGAGGACCUGAGAGAGAAGCUGCUCAUGGCCGUGGAGAACGCCCAGGGCUUCGAGGGGGUCGACUAAACUGUGAAACCCCCCGACUGCAUCCAAACCACAGUAACAAAAGAGGAAAAAAAAAAAUCAAACGAAUAAAUAAAUAAGUAAAACAUAUAAAUAAAGCCACAGGGAUGUCAAACAAACUGCCGUUUUUUUACAGUGGCCGUAGCAGUUCUGUGCAAGCAUGUUGUACUGUAUGCCUGACUGUGAGCCACCUCCACUGCAUGGUGGUUUGAGACUGUACAGUGACUUGUCGAGCCAAUAUGCCUACGUCCUUUCUCUUUUCUGUGUGAGUCGGUCACUCCUUAAAGGUGCUGGGGCAGGGCUUGGAUGGGGAAAGGGGGUGGGGUUGGGGUGGGCGGGGGGGGGGUUGAGUUGCACCACAGAAUGCUGAAUCGUAUUACUACACAGGCAUGAGCGAUGAAUGAUAAGAACUGGCCCCCCUAUAUGCCGUUUCUUUCCCCUCUUCCCUUAUCCUGUGAAAAUCUACAGUGCUGGAAAACACUAAUGCAUUUCAAUAGCUCCUUUUAUGUACACUAUAUAGCGCAGUAUUUCAGUGCCCUUCUGUGUAAGGGUCUUAGCAUGGCCUUAAUCUGGCUCCUACAUGCACUAUUUCUCUAACAUACUGCAAUGGCACUAUGACCACGGUUCUCUCAAACCCUUAUACCAACACCAGAUUACCUUAGGAAUGCUAGCCAACCACAGAUCAGGAACUCGGCCACACCCUUCCUUCCAUAGAGCCUCAUCUCUGUCGUGUGAUCAGUGAUCGCCACUGCAGCCUUUUUGUAGAGUAAUUUUUUAUCCACUGGGAUGGAUUGGAGGAUGGGGUAGGAAGUCAUCCCCACAGACGGUUUUAUAGUCUUCUUUUGCCAGUCAAAAAGGAAUAGGAAGUCUUUUUUUUUUUGUUUUUGUUUUUUAGUUUUGUCUUUUUAAUCAUUGGUAUAAUUCUUACAGGAAAAUAGUCAACGUAUUUGUACUGAUGAACAAUGUUGUUUACUAUUUUGACAAUUAUGUAUGAUGUGUGAAGUGUAAAUCUGGCUAAUUUGGGAAAAGAUUAAUCCAUAUCAUUUGUUACGGUGAUAGAACAUGUGUUGAAUAAACUGGUUUUUAUCGUAGUGCUAUGAAAGCGGCAUGAAAUCGUAUCUUGUGUUUGCUUUGAUUACAUAGUAAUUGGAAGUGUAAUCUCCCUCUUGGUCUCAAGGUUCGGGAAGGGAAAAGUUAAAUGGGGAUAGUUUCUCUGAGACGUUUGCAUCACAUUGAUCAUAUUAAUAUUCUCAUGCCUAUUCCCUGUUCAUAAUGCUGUAAAUUCUUGGAAAACAUUUUAAAUUUCUUUCAUGAUAUAUAAAUAUAUGUAUGUAUUACAUCUAACAGAAGUAUUAAUGAUCAACAACACUAAAAUGAAGCUGUGUGUGUGCGUGUGUGUGUUUGAGAGAAAAGCUGUGAUUGCCACUGAAUAUAAAGCAGCAUGUUUCUUACAAAAAAACUUUUGUUUUUUUUUUUAUGUUUAUGUUUUUCUCUCCUUUUUCUAACACCAUUGAACCUAAAGGGCACUUUAUAGAUCACUCUGAGGUCAUGUCGCCUGUUGUAUGUCUUUUAUCAUUAACUUGAAUGUGAUUAUGUUUUUUUUUUUUUUUUUUUUCCAUUCAGAGCACUUACCUGGUGCAAUAUAAAUAGUCUGUAAAUCUGGGCUGCUGCUAAGGUAGAAAAAGUUAACAGAUGUGAAGCAGAGACUUCACACCCUUUAGUAUUCUGUUCCUCUCUUUUUGUUGUCUCUUUCUCCCCCCGCCCCCUUCCCUCGUAUGGCUUCCCUCUGUGACCCACCACCCAAACAGACUCAGUAUAGAUUUUCUUCUUUUUUAGGGGGUUUCCUCUCUCUCUUUUUUAUUAAUGGCAGGAAAAUAUCACUUUUGUUAAAGAUCCCACCACUCUACUGCAACUCUUUGUGGUUCAUUUAACUUCAGUCAAAUAAAAAUGCAACUUCUCAAAA